AUGUCUCAGUUUUAUACUCGCUACGUACCUACUGCCUCCAAAAAAGCUGCCCCCCGUCCUCAGUCUCCACAAGAGAAACGCAAGCGAGAUGAUCAACCUCAGCAAGGAAGAAAACACAAGAAACCGCGGGUUGAUGUCGCAGAAGACGACGGCACUAUUGUCGAUGAUGAACAUCCACCUCUAGAUACAGACCCCCGGAGUCCUCAGCCUCCUCCUGUCAGAAGCAUCUUGAACAAAUAUCGAGUUACCCAGACGCCGCGACAAGGGGGCUCUGCAAGUGUCCCGCAAAAUCUAGACACAAACGCAUCUGCGCCGGAAGGGGUCAAGGAGUCAACACCAGACCUGAAGACUAGAAAGCCAAAGAAGCAAAAAACAAAAUCCUCCUCCAUUGUCCGGGAACAGGCCAGUGAUGGGGGAGAUGAACCAGACGAACAAGACAAACGGCAUGCCUCAAUCUUGUCCAAGUUUGAAAAGGCACGAGCAUCAGAACGAACUCCUAAAGGGCCACAGGAUUCUUCAGACACAUCCCCACCUCCUCAGCUACACGGCCUAGAACCCAUCCCUCAGCCUGACCAACCAGACAUUCUCCCCGAAAAACCAAGCUAUUCAGUUCUUCCACAAUGGCAGGAGCAUGCCUUGCGACCUUCUCCCCAAGAAAAGAAAGAUUUUGAGUCGUUGGGUCUUUCCGGCACAAUUUUGCAAAAUCUGUCAAAGAAUGGCUUCCGUGACGCCUUCCCCAUUCAAACCGCAAUGCUACCCUUACUCCUUCCUGGUCCCAAUAGAUACCCUGGUGAUGUCUGUGUAUCGGCCGCAACCGGAUCAGGCAAAACCCUUGCCUACGUUCUCCCACUGGUCGCAAGCCUGCAAGAUUUGGCUUGCACGAAGCUGAGGGCCGUCAUUGUGGUUCCCACUCGUGAACUCGUCAAGCAAGUCCGCGAGCUUUGUGAGAUGUGUGCUGCCGGUACCUCACUAAAGAUUGCCACGGCCGUGGGUAGUAAAUCACUCAAAGAAGAACAAGACAUGUUGGUGGAAGAGAAAAGAAUAUACAACCCUUCUCUUUUCCGGGAACAGCAAAGCAGUCUCGUUGACUGGCAUUCAUUUUCUCUAGAGAAGCUAGCAGAAAGUACUCGACGCAUUGAUCUUCUUGAGGACUUGGGCUUCAUCGUCCAGCACCGGUCCAAGGUGGAUAUUCUGAUCACCACUCCAGGACGACUUGUCGAUCACCUCCGGUCCACCCCGGGCUUCUCCCUCGAGCAUGUGGAAUGGCUCGUUGUAGACGAAGCAGAUCGCCUGCUCAAUGAGAGCUACCAGGAAUGGAUCGAAGUGGUUGCUCCAGCAUUAAGAUCUCGAGCUGCGAGCAAAACUCGGGAUGACCUCCUUACCAAAAUGAGUAUGUCUCUCCCGCCCCGAAAAGUCACAAAGAUCUUGUUGUCCGCCACAAUGACUAGAGACAUAUCCAAGCUCAAUGCCAUCGGUCUACAUGCGCCAAAGUUGGUUAUUUUAGGAGGUGUGGAUUCAGGACAUUCUCAAGCUGAGGGGCUGAGUACAUCACUCACAAGGGUCGCAGAGGACAAAGUCGAUCAGAGUAUCGCCUUCCACCUUCCUGCUUCCUUGGAAGAAAUUGUGGUCCCAGUUCCAGAUGGAUCUGAAAAGCCACUUUACCUGUUGGCCCUCCUCGAUCGAAUCUCGAGAAUCCCCGUUGUUUCAAACGAUUCCCAAACACCAAAUGGUAGAGCUUCGCAUGGUUCGAGCUCAGGGUCUGAGUCUGAAUCAGAGACCGAAACCGACUCUUCCUCUGAUGCCUCAGAUAGUGUUACUGACUCAAGCGACGACACCUCCUCAGACGAAGAAGAUACGUCGACUACUGAAAGUUCAUCCCCGCCUGCGCACAAGAUGCAGAAUAAAUCCCAGUCCCGCUCCAGUGUCCAGUCUGAGACAAACUCGUCUCAAAGAAUGAGCCGUCAGCCACGUACCCUGAUUUUUGCCAGGUCAACAGCUUCAGCAACACGGCUUGCAAGACUUCUAUCCCUGGUGAGGCCAUCACUUUCGAACCAGCUAUCAACUUUGACUCGAAGUACAACCUCGUCAGCUUCUUCGCGUCAAGCACUAUCCGCGUUCCGCAGUUCCAAGAUCUCCAUUCUCAUCGCGACCGAUCGGGCUUCUCGCGGCCUGGAUGUUCCUGGCUUGGAGCAUGUGGUGUCCUACGAUAUACCCAAUAGUGCACUCACUUACAUUCAUCGGGCUGGGCGCACCGCGCGAGCUGGUCAAGGAGGCUAUGCAUGGUCUCUGCUGGAGCACCGUGAGGCUGCUUGGUUCUGGCGUGAGAUAGGUGGAAAAGGCGACAAAGCUACUGCUCUCAAAGGCUUAGAUUCCAACACACAGUCCAUUGACCGACAAUCCAACAUCAAACGGGUCAAUGUGAAGGUGGAGGAUGAAAGCUUACGUCAACAUUAUGAGAAAGCCCUUGAGCAGCUAGGCACAGAGGCCCGUGGCUCCUGA
Messenger RNA from Exophiala mesophila, 2499 nucleotides. RefSeq lists its product as uncharacterized. Gene Ontology annotation, molecular function: RNA helicase activity; nucleic acid binding; ATP binding. Lineage: Eukaryota; Fungi; Ascomycota; Eurotiomycetes; Chaetothyriales; Herpotrichiellaceae. Gene Ontology annotation, cellular component: nucleus. The record is from RefSeq and is a predicted model, not a curated record. The transcript has a single exon. The coding region runs from base 1 to 2499 and encodes 832 amino acids.